Messenger RNA from Miscanthus lutarioriparius, 1134 nucleotides. The record is from the annotation of a GenBank genome assembly. NCBI's taxonomy places the organism in Eukaryota, Viridiplantae, Streptophyta, Magnoliopsida, Poales, Poaceae.
AUGGGGCCUAAUCUGCCUCGUCGGAUUUACCACGUCAACUCCGGCGACGUCGCCGUCAAGUCCAAGCAGGAGAAACCGGCGAAGGCGGUGGUGGUUGGGCCGGAGGUGGUGGCAGCGCCGACGGUUACUGGGCCCAAGAAGCAGCCACACCCGCACCCGCCGCCGCAGCCACAGCAGCAGCACCAGCACCAUCCUGUGGUGGCCGUGCAGCCGCCGCCUCCGCCGCCGGAGCCGCCCAUGGAUAUCAUGCCGCAACCGCCGGUCCCGAUGGCCAUGAAGCCGGUGACGAUGCACGCGGACCCGUACCCGGUUCCGCCCAUGUUCUCCGGCCCCGAGGACUUCUCGCUGAAGGAGACGCGGCCCCGCCUCGGCAGCGGCGUCAUCGCCGACAAGGCGAGCGCGACCUACGACUUGGUGGAGCAGGUAGAGUACCUCUACGUGCGCGUGGUGCGCGCGCGCAGCGUGCCCAUGGUGGCCAAGGUCGUUGCGGAGGUCAAGCUCGGCAACUACCUUGGCGUGACGCCGGCCGUGCCUUCGCACAACUGGGACCAGGUGUUCGCCUUCUCCAGGGAGACCAUCCAGUCGUCGUUCAUGGAGGUGUUCGUGUGCGCGCGCGGCAGCGACGACCACGUCGGCCGCGUCUGGUUCGACCUCUCCGAGGUGCUGCGCCGCGCGUCGCCCGACAGUACGCUCGCCCCGCAAUGGUACAGCAUGGAGGACCGCAAGGGACAGCACGGCGGCGCGGAGGUGAUGCUCGCCGUCUGGUUCGGCACCCAAGCUAACGAGUCCUUCGCGGAGGCCUGGCACUCCAAGGCUGCUGGCGUCCACGGCAACGGGGCGCUUGGCUCCAUCAGGUCCCAGGUGUACGUCGCACCCAAGCUCUGGUAUCUUCGUGUCUCCGUCAUUGAAGGGCAGGAUUUGCAAUCGGCCGAUUCCCGGAGCUCUUCGUGCGUUCGCAGGGGGGAGCCAGAUUAUGCGCACACGGCCAGCGCCGGUGGUGUCUACACGGGGACAUGGCGUGCUCGGCGGCGGCUCCGAAUCGCUGCGAAGCGGCUGUCGGCGCGGUCGCGGCAGGAUGAUUAUUUCCUUAAGUUUAUCUAUGAUUGGACAGGUUUCCUAGUUGCCUGCAAAUAG